Aspergillus mulundensis is the source of this 315-nucleotide messenger RNA. RefSeq lists its product as uncharacterized. Lineage: Eukaryota; Fungi; Ascomycota; Eurotiomycetes; Eurotiales; Aspergillaceae. The transcript has 2 exons. The coding region runs from base 1 to 315 and encodes 104 amino acids. The record is from RefSeq and is a predicted model, not a curated record.
AUGUCGAACAGAAACCCAGUCCCAAGCAAAGACCUUUCCAGCUCGUCCCGUACAGAUAAGCGUUUUUUCGACGAAGCCAACGCGACAUUUCAAAGCGACGGGGGCUGGUACGACUCUGCAGUCCCAGAUGCAGGCAUGAGGACAAGGGCAGGACAGGGUUCACGAUUCCAGCAGCCUGAUCUGGGAGAAGAUGAGGGCGCCUUGAGAGCAGAAGCAGAUGCUGCGAUGGACGCGAAUCCUGGGGCUGGUGUUUACUGGGAUCAGCAGGGCGCUGGGGCAAGUAAGAGACAGGGAACAAGAUCGAAGGGCUUGUAG